AUGUAUGGCAAAACCUUGAUUUUCCCCUUUUUGGCAAUAGUUUUUUUCAUCACACAAACAGCUACAGCUGCGAAAGAGUCCUCUAGGCCAGCCUACACAAAUUUCAUCAAAACCAAAUGCAACAUCACCACAAACCCUUCACUUUGUGUGAAAACAUUAUUGCCCUAUGCUUCUACAGUGAAAACCAACCCCAGAAUACUUUGCAAAGAAGCCCUUAAAGUAGCCAUAAAAGGCGCACGCAGCGCUUCUCUCAUUUUCUGGAAUCUGAAAAAACAGGAGGGAAUUUCCCAAUAUGAAGCCGGGGCUAUUAGAGACUGCGUAGAAGCUGUGAAGACUUCAGUGCACGAACUCAAGCAGACUGUUAACACAAUAGGACAUCUAAGUGGUGCUGAAGAUAAAGAAUCUCAGUUGCAUAACGCUAUAUCGUACGCAAGUUCUGCAUUAACAAAUGCAGAAACAUGCAUCGAUGGGUUCUCCGAAUCAGAGGAAAAGGUAAAUCCAGACGUGAAGAAGGUGAUAGAUAAAAGCAUCACUGUUAUUAAAACGCUUGCCAGCAAUGCGUUGUCACUCAUUAGCGAUCUUUAA
Molecule: messenger RNA, 585 nt
Organism: Solanum verrucosum
Lineage: Eukaryota; Viridiplantae; Streptophyta; Magnoliopsida; Solanales; Solanaceae
Product: pectinesterase inhibitor 4-like
Exons: 1
Coding region: 1-585 (194 amino acids)
Biological process (GO): negative regulation of catalytic activity
Molecular function (GO): enzyme inhibitor activity
Source: RefSeq, a predicted model, not a curated record